This is a messenger RNA of Aureobasidium vineae, 318 nucleotides long. The record is from the annotation of a GenBank genome assembly. Lineage: Eukaryota; Fungi; Ascomycota; Dothideomycetes; Dothideales; Saccotheciaceae.
ACAGAAUGCAAGAUACCAACCUUGGACGGUGCACUUGUUGAAGGACAAGUCACACAUCCUCUUUACUUUUGUACAUGGUAUCUCGAAGAAACCCGGACAAGAUCACCUGUACUGGGCCUUAACCCCGAUAAAUUGACCAGUGCUUGUGAGCGCAUUAGCAGAUGCGCGACAGCACAAAACCGCAGCGCAGCGAAAGCCGCCAUCAAGAAGGCAUCUCAAAGCACAACUCCCGUUGGCUCUCAAUGUCCUGUCAGUUCUGCGAACUUCCUCACCAAGGAAUACAUAUACACCUCUGCAUUCUGCACUUUCUUCAAUGCC